AUGUGGGCACCCCACGACGGUGACGUGAUUCCCCUAGCGCCUCAAGGUCUACCCUCGCUGCCGGAGGCAUUGCUCUGCGUUUCAGACCUGAGUGACUCAGACGCAGUCGACGCUGCGAUAUGCACGGCUCUAGAGAGACUGGACAGCGCCUAUCAGAACAGAGCUGUGGAGUGCUUUCUAUGCGGCAGUUCCGCCCACACUGCGAGUGCCAGAAACAGCUGCGCAAAAAGCAGCGGCCAGCUCCCGCGAGAAGUCUAUGUGCGUCGCCUUUUGCUGGCGUUUGCGAGAGACGUGGAGGGCUCGUGGCUAGAGCAGCUGGAAUGGUUCCUGCUGCACUGUGCAGCCUGCUGUUGCAGCUACCUCUCCGCGCAAGAAGAGCUGCUGCGCUCCUUCUGCUGCCACAGCAGAGAUCAGGAGGCUGCGGUUUUCCUCUACAGGGAGUGGAUAGCGUACGAUCUCUCGCGGCUUAUGCGAUCGCUUCACGCCCUACGGGAGUCGCUCCCAGCAGCAGCAGACGCGCGACAAGAGGCAACGCAGAACCUGCAGCAGAAAUCCGAGAGUCGCAACAGGAUCUACAGCAACAGGACCUACAGCAACAGCAGAUGCAGCAACACGAUUCUUGAGACAACCGUGGCGCAGCUGCUGCUGGGUGCUGGCCGCCUUCUAACGGCUCGGACAGAAACCUCGGCGAACGUCUUGCUGUGCUUCCUUGGGGAACGUCUGCCGCUGUCUCAGCUGCUACAGCAGCUGCUGCUUCCACAUCCAGACGAGCUUCAAGCGAGACUCACGCCUGCCGAGCAGGCACUCGCCAAGAGGCACCCUCGGCCCCCCUCUUGGCCUCCAGACGGUGGAUCCAAGGAGACUUUGUUGUUGCUUUCACACCAGACUAGGGGGCUGUAUCGGCUGCUGGAGGAACUGCAGCAGUUGAUGGGGCAGCAGCAGUUGAUGCGGCAGCAGCAGUUGAUGGGGCAGCAGCAGUUGAUGCGGCAGCAGCAGUUGAUGGGGCAGCAGCAGUUGAUGCAGCAGCAGCAGCAGCAGCGCGAGGUGCUUCAGCAGCUCCUGCAGCAGCAGCACCCAUGGGGAGACAUGCAAUUGUCGCCGUUGUGUCUGCUGCUGCCCCUCUUGCCAGAUCCCGUGCAGUGUAUGAUGGCCGCUGCAGCACUUACCGAGCAGAAAUCGGAUCUGCUGCUACCACAGCUGCUCUCCCUCCAGUCGCACUGUCUGCUAGCGCUUCGUGCAGUGUGCUGUGGCGCCCUCCAUUCGAUUGCUUUGACGCAGCAGCACCUGGUGCUGCAGCAGCUGCGUCCGACAGCUGCUGCUGGUGCGAGAGCUGCUGGCUGUAAGGACAGCACAGAGGGGGUCGAGGCGACACCACAAGGCCCCACAAAGCUGCUGCAGAUCGUAGAAUUCUGGCUGAAAGCGCUCGCAUCGUCCUGCUACAGCCUCGUGUGCAGCAGCGGCAGCAGUAGCUGCUGUGUGGAGCCGUCUCUACAGCCGCAGGAGGGAGAAGGAGGAGACGGGGGAGGCCGUCUAAUGGUGAACGCUUCGCAAGAGAAUCUAGCCGUUUUUUCCCAGCUUCUCAAAGCCCUGCAUGCCCUGUACAUUGUUUUGCUGCCUCGGGUGCCUCCAGCAGUUUGCGCAGUGCUGCGGCAGCAGGAGACACCCGACGUGCUGAGGCCGCAGCUCUCGACUCGCCGAGGGGAGCAGAAAGCAGCGGCAGACGCAGGAGGGACUGCAGCAAGGCGUAGACCAGGAGAAUCGCGAAGCAGCGAUGGCUGCAACGGCGUCAACGCCGAGGUCGACGUGUCUGAGGUGUAUAAGCUCCUGCUGAGCGUGCCUGGAAAUGCGGAGGUGCUGCCGCUUUUGGGAGCCGAAGCCACCCGUCCCCUAUCUCUAUCCCUGCUGCAGUGCCUUGCGACUCCUGUGGGAGCUGCCCUGUUGCUUUUGAAGCAGAGGCUUAGACACAGCAGUGAGGCUGCGAGCAGCGAUGGCCUCUGUGAAGGCGACGUGCAAGGCAUGCCCUUGCGGGGGGGCGCAGACGCAGCAAGAGCAGCGGCGUCACCGCUGCAGCAGCUUCAGUGUUCUGAGGAGCAGCGAAAACAGACACGGGAGCAGCAGCAAGAGCAGCAAGCGGAGAACCAACAGGCGCAGCAGAUUGUAGUCGACGACGACUACGUAAUGUGGCUGGAUAAGGACCCUGGGGUCUAUGAGGCGGCGCCUCUCCCGGAGGAGGCGCUGCCGAACGCACGGCCUUGGCGCGUUCUUCCGACUGGAGGAGGCGCCGGAGAAACAGCGGCAGCACCCUCAAGGAGCGACGCUUCGCAGCAGCAGGAGCAGCAAGUGACGCCACAAUCGGAACAGCAGGAGGGGCCAGAAGCGUUUAUCGAUUUUGCGUGUUGCUGCAAUGAGGCGUUGGCGCUCGUGCAGAAGGUGUUGUCUUGCCCUCCCGUAAGAGCCGUAUGCCGCUGCAGCCGUACCAGAGGGCGCAGCGCCAGCGGCAGUAGAAGCGGCUACGAUAUGAGCGAUGCACGCAGAGAGACGACUGCUCCUGAGAGUCGGAGGCCUUGCCCUUCGCCCAGUGUUGCCGGAUCUGCACCUGUUGGUGCUGCGUCUCCCGAAGCGGCGGCUUCUACUGAGACUGCUGCUGACGGAACGGCUGCCUCCAGUGCCGAGGUGUGCUGCGGCAGCUGCUCCGCGAGGGCCCUCCGAGCCGAAUGGCGAAAGGCGUUGAAGCGCUGGCAGCGGCUUGGGGAGGCUCUUGCUGCGGUGCUGCGCCGAUUUGUUGGCGCAGCGGGAGCAGCAGCCACGAAGGGCCGUCCAUACGACUUUUUUUUCGAUGGCCUCAACAGCGGCACCCCUGGAAGUAGCAGAAACAGCUUCUGCGCUGAGCCCGAGCAGCAGGCACCUCGGCUUCACGCGUGUCUCUCAGCUCAGCUACAGCUCGCCGAGGCGACGGCGGCAGCCGCUGUUGCUGCAGAUGCGGCAGAAGGAGUCGUGGAAGACUCUGAAGAAACGCGCGAGAUCGACUGCAAGACAGACUUAGGGGCAUCCAGGGUCGCUUCAGGGCGUUCCCAGGAAGUGGAAGGCAAAGAAAUGGUGGUAGAGGUGCAAUACCUUGAUUCAGACGAGAGCUGCACGCUUUUAACGGCGCCGAGAGACCCCCUCCCUGGCGGUAAGAAGGGGGCAUGUCCAGCGACGGCAGUAGAGGCCGUGGGUUCGCCGGCACGACAGAGUGGUAGCCAGGAGGCGUGGCACGUCACGUUGGAGGACGUGGAUGGAGUCGCGGAUUUCCUCUCUCUCUUCGACGAAGAAGAGAUUGAACAGCAGAUGCAACAGGCCGACGCUGUGCGUACAGCAGAAACAGCAGCCGCAACUCAGAGCCAGUGGAUAGAGGAGGAGCUGCGGCAGCAGCAGCAACAGCAACAGCUGCAGCAACAGCUGCAGCGGCAGGAGGUGAGGGCAGACCAUGACGUAUCCGGUACAACAGACGAAGACUUUGGGGAUGCUGCUGCUGCCGCUGACGCGGUUCUGUGGAGCAGUGGCAGUGGCGACGAAGAGGCUGCAGGGCAAGCAACGAGCGCAGCGGCGGAGCCCGGAGUGGGCAGCACGCGCAGAGCCUCUGUGGUGUUGCUGUCAAGCGACAGUGAUUCUUCAGGGGAAGGGAGCGUCGUUCCGGUGAACGUGUCACAACAGCGCCUCGAGAAGAAGCGGGUUGGCACCAAAAAUCUGUUCAAGUCCGUUCUAAGGAGGCAGAAACACUUGACGGGCGGGGAGGGCGUCUGCAGCGCCACAACAGCCCUAUCCGAGCGCAGCAAACAGCUCCUGGAUAUUCGCAGGGAAGCUUACAGGGAGGCAGCAGCGGCAACUGCGGCUGCUGCCGCCGUUCGUUCGCCAGAAGGAGGAGGAGAUGCGGCUCUUUCCGUUGCUGCUACCAAGCCCAAGCGUCGGCGUCUGACUGAAGAGGGCGCAGAAAAAGCAGCAGAACGAGCAGUCGCGGAAAAGCAGCGCAGCAGUGCGCGAUUCCAACAGCGGGCAAGCGCAGCCGUGGCUGCUAUUGGGCUUCCAGCCGAGGAUCGCCGUCCAGCUGUCCGUCUGCUCUCCCCGUCUUGUGCUGGAACUGUUGGCGCUUCUAGAGACGGUGGCAGGAGAGCCUCGGAGCAAGAGCAACAAAUUCGACAGGUGCAGGAGACUCUGCAGAGAGACCGACGAACGUGGCGGCAGCAACAGAGACAGGCGCAUGAGACGGCUCGUGUGGCUCUGUUGCGAUUUCUCUGGAGCCUGCUGGAGACGGAUAUCUUCUCUCUUGCAUCCUCUCCCCAGGAAAUGUCGCUGGCGGAGGCUUCAGCAGCCGCCGCAGCGAGAGACAGCAGCAAGCGCUUGCAGCCACAAGUUGCCGCGCUUGCUGCCGUCUCGAAAGCACAUCCCUUGCCCCUCCGCUUCGACGCACUGCAGCGGCUGCAGCACCUGCGACAGAACAGACUCAGGGGUCAGCGGUGUGUUUUGAACCGUUUGAGGAACGCUGGAUCGCAGUGGACUGCCGCAACUUUCUCUGUGGGGACUGCUGCAAUGGCUGCCUCUGCCACUGCUGCUGCUGGGGGCAGAUAUGCGGAUGUCUACGCGGCAGCCCGUGCUGCCGCUAUGGGAGCCUCAAGCGCAGCCACAGACACCCCCGUUUUGAGGCCUGGCGAUCUGCUUCUGCUGAUUCCCGAGACACCGUUUUUCAACAAUGGAGAGGUCGUACCAACGCCAGCAUCCCCCAUUUCAACGGCAGCAUCUGCCGCACAACAGAAGGAGACAGAAGAAGCGAGUAGUUGGUGCGGCAGAGUCAUUAAUAAGCGGACAAUCAGACCUCGAAACGGAUACACGAUUGGCGUUGUAGAGGCCUGGAGUACCCCUGAGCAGCGGCAGGAGGGGCUGACAGUGCGGCUACUGCUGGGUGCCUCCGUGUCCAUCGCGGUGGAGCCGCAGCGAAUAAACUCGCUGCGUUUAGAGCUCAAUAGCAGCUGGUGGCUCUUCGUGCUGCAGAGCCUGACGCCGGUGCUUCGGGAUGUUAUGGGGCUUUUCCAGUGCGCCGCAUGCCCUUUUGUGGACUGUAUUUUAAGCCCCUUUCGGGUGACGACACAGCAGCAACCGCAUUCACGGCAGCAGAGGCAGGGCAGCAGCGCAAAUCUGCAGCUUCUGAAGUGCACUGCAGACGCUGCGGCACCCGUUCCAGGUGCCGCCGAUUUGCUUCUGCAGCUGCGCCUACAGCAGCAUCAUAUGCAGCGAGUUGCCACAAAUUACCGACUCAACAAGUCGCAGUAUCGGCAGUUUGCUGCCGCGCCGCGCAGCACGCGAGACAGUAAAGCGUCAGGAGCAGCAGCAGCGGGAGCGGUAGCCACAGCAGAAGGCAGCAAGAAACUCCUCGUGUGCGCUCCCUCUAAUGCAGCAGUGGAUGAAAUAGCUGAGCGCAUCCUGAGAGACGGGCUGCUAGAUGCGUCAACCGGAGACAUCGUGCAACCUGCCUGCCUGCGCAUCGGCCACCUCGAGCGAAUACGCCCCUCUGUGCGGUGCAUUGGCUAUGAUGCCGCUUUCACCUCUUUGCUGCAGCAGAAGGAGGCGGCACUUCGGUCGAAAUUUGCGUCGGAGAUAGAGUUGCUGCAAAAGCGGCGGCAGCAGCUGCAGCAGGAGAUUGAUGAAAUGGAGCGGCAGCAGCACCAGCAGCAGAUCCUGUCUCAGCAUAAGCAGCAGCAGCAGCAGUUCCUGCAAGCCGCUGCACACAUGCUCAGGGAGGAGGGGCAGCCAGCAGAAGCUGCAGCCGUAGCGGCAGCGGGCAACAGCAGCGCAAGCAACCUCCUUGGCGGGGAUGCCUCCCCCUCGAACAGUAGCCUUGCAGCCUCGUCAGUUGUUUCUGAGAGAUCCCAACAGCCGGCGCACCAGAGCCCACAGACCAAAACGGAGGUAAUGCGCUUGCAGCUUCAGAAUCGACUGGCAGAGAAGAGACGUCUGGGGGACGUGCUGCACCGAAAGCGCAGAGGUCUACAACUCCGACUGGGGGUUCUCCCCCGCCUUGUAAGACGGCAUUUGGUGGCUUCCGCAGAUAUAAUCUUUUCGACGCUGUCGGGAUGUGGUUCAGAGAUCCUUGAUCCUUUGUGCGAAGAUGAGAGUGACGUCGAUUUUGCAGCAGCAGGUGCACCGGAGGGGGGGACCAACAUCAUUGAUCAGCGUCGGGGAAAGAAGCUUAUUAGCAGCCCUAGCAGCAGCAGCCUGAGCAGCGACCUUCAUUUUGCAUGUGUUAUUGUCGACGAAGCUGGGCAAGCCACGGAAGUUGCCAGCUUGAUUCCUCUGAGGCUACGCUGUGAUCGGCUUUUCCUCUUCGGCGAUCCCCUGCAGCUCCCUCCCCUCAUCUGCUCCUUUGCUGCGCAAGCCAAGGGCCUUGGAAGAAGCCUCAUGGCGAGACUCGCUCUUUGCUGUCAGCAGCAGGAACAAAAGGCUUGGGAAGAGGACGAGCAAGCGCAGACAACGCAGCUCCAGCGAGAAGUUGCCUUUUACUUCUUGGCAACGCAAUACCGAAUGCACCCGCUGAUUGUCGAGUUUCCGGGUCGAGUCUUCUAUGGAAGCCGCUUAGAGACCUCCGAAUCGGUGCUCCAAAGAGGCCCCCUACCCGCGCCACUAAGGGGGGCUCCGCUACGCUUCUUUCACAUGUGCUGUUCUCCACGCCGAGAGGACGAGUAUGCAACAGCAGCCACUGGAAGUUCGCGAUUCUCGUAUUGCAACAGGGGAGAGGCCCUAUUUGUAUCGCAGCUCGUGAUUCUGCUGCACAAAGUCUUCCAACAGCAACAGAAGGAGCAACACCUGUCUCUUGCAGACGUUGGAAUUAUAUCUCCAUAUAGGGCCCAGGCCGAACUUAUCCUGUUCUUCCUGAAAGAAGCUCCCGAGCUCCGGGGCGUCGCGCUUCCCGAAACAGACACUGUCGAUGCCUUUCAAGGGAGAGAGAAGGCGGUGAUCAUCGUCUCGUUUGUGCGAUCAGGAGCACCCCAAGCAGCGCCUCAGCAGCAGGAGGAUACACUUUGCGGUGCGUGGGGGACCACGGAGGGGGCACAGCAACAGUUGCCACUCGAUAUUUUCGCCCUUCAGAAGCCCCACACUGACGCUUCAGGUUCCUCCACAACACAAGCAGCAGGGGGUGGGACAGGGGCAUGUGUGACAGAAACACCUUCGGUCAAGAGGCGACAACUGGGGUUCGUAGCAGAUGAGCGGCGGUUGAAUGUCUCUCUUACGAGGGCUCAGAGAGCUUUGUGGCUUGUUGGGGAUGCACUGUUGCUGGAGAGCAACCCUUUGUUGAGACGCCUUGUAUCUUUCGUGAAGUCCGUGCCAGGGGCCUGCAUAGACGUUGUGCAGCAGCAAUCAACGCGGCAGCCUCAGCAGCACCAGCAGGAACCGCAGCAGCAAGUGGAGUGGACACGAAAGGCUGUGACAAAGGAGGAUAUCGACGCAUUCUUUGCAGCCACGUUGCGACAGACCAUUAAGGCCAACAUGCAGCAGCGGCUUCAGCAGCAGCGGGAGCUAAAACAUCUCGAGCGGCCACUGCCUGCGUCACCUGCUGCUGGUAGUGUUGGCUCUGCUGGCGUCAGCACCCUCUCUCGAGUCAGAGACUUGCCCCAUCACAAGAGGGCCCGAGAAACUCCAGAGGCGACAGCUGCGCCAGCCACGGAGCGCACAGAUGCCAGCAGUGACACCUACAGCAAGCAGUGCACCGGCACUAGAAGCACAGGAAAAAGCAAAGCCGUCGAAGACAGCUACAACGAGCGAGGGACUGCACCGCCAACCAGUAGCAGCAGCAAACUAGGGGGUCCCAACAUGAUACGGCGCACCGGAGGAUGGACAACCCUCCGUAAAGGCUCUUGA
Molecule: messenger RNA, 7887 nt
Organism: Cyclospora cayetanensis
Lineage: Eukaryota; Apicomplexa; Conoidasida; Eucoccidiorida; Eimeriidae
Exons: 12
Coding region: 1-7887 (2628 amino acids)
Molecular function (GO): helicase activity
Source: RefSeq, a predicted model, not a curated record